Arabidopsis arenosa is the source of this 1781-nucleotide messenger RNA. The record is from the annotation of a GenBank genome assembly. Lineage: Eukaryota; Viridiplantae; Streptophyta; Magnoliopsida; Brassicales; Brassicaceae.
CAUUACAAAUUAAUCUAUCUUUUCUUGUACACAUCAUGGAAGCUACUCCAGAAUUCAACUACCAAAUUGAUGUCAAUCCUGAACGCAAAAAGAUUGGCACAAUCCAAGUCUAUUCAAGUUUCGUCAGACCAGCCAACAUGCAGCCGAUACUAACCCGGUCGAACUUCUCAUGUUCAUUACCUGCCAAUGAAUUCACUGACGAUGAAGAUUCUCCCCACAAACAAAGACUCUAUUACUUCUUAAAAGAUUCAGGAGUUGAUGCAGAAGAUGCUUACACGUUAAUAAUAAAACUCACUCAACUUGCAUGUAAAGUAACUUCUAAUUCGUUUGAAUAUUGUUCACGUUAUGCUUUGUUAAUGUGGUUGACUCUUGAUGUGGCUCCUUCGAACGAAUAUGAGAGGAAUAGCGUGUUUAGACCCGCGAGCAAGUUAAGAGUCGAGGCCUUGAGCAGGAGAAUAUACAAGAGAAAACGAAAGACCAGCUCUAUUGCUAACCAGUGCACAAGAUACAAGAGAAAACAAGAGAGCAGCUCUAGUGGUGACAAGUGCAUAAUUUGUUUUCAGAAGUUCAAAACCAGACAAGAAGUUGCUACUUUACUUUGUGGUCAUGAAUUUGACAAUAAGUGUAUUAUGGAAUGGUUUAAGGUUCGCCACAAUUGUCCAUUGUGUCGCUUCGAGUUACCACAGGAUCCAUUCUCGGAGGCGCUCUUGUGUUUUGGAGCAAGCUCUGUAGCUGUAGAUGAAGACAUCGACGAAGAUGCGGCUUCUGGGUCUUCUCUUGCUUCCAAAGAGAUAUGUAUAGAAUCAGUAUUUCCAGUGCAUGAAGAGGUGAAAUUGUGCAUUUCACAGGCUGCAAAUUCCAUAGGCUUGAAAGAGAUACCCAAAUUCAAAGUUGAAAUGGGAGAUGAACAAGACUGGAUUACCAAAAACCAGGAGUUGUUUCAGCCUGUUGAAAUCGCCGAGAGACUUUGGAUCGUACCUGAGUGGACAUCUCCUCCUGUCACUGAAGCGGUAAACAUAAUUCUGAACCCUGGAUUUGCGUUUGGGACUGGAGAACAUCCUACUACUAAGCUGUGUCUAUUGCUUCUACAAAGUUUGAUAAAAGGCGGGGAAGCAUUCCUCGACUAUGGUACUGGUUCAGGAAUACUUGCAAUCGCAGCCCUCAAGUUUGGUGCUGCAUCAUCUGUUGGCAUUGAUAUUGAUCCCCUGGCAAUAAAAUCUGCUAGUCAUAAUGCAGCUCUGAACAACAUUCCUUUGGAGAAACUAAAGCUGCACCUUGCACCAAGUGAGGAUAGCUCUUCUGGAAGAGAAAUACCACUGCAAAAACAACAGUUUGAUGUGGUCAUUGCAAACAUACUCUUAAACCCGGUUAUGGAACUGGCGGAUCAUAUCCUUUCAUUCGCAAAACCUGGGGCAACCAUUGGCAUUUCUGGUAUCUUAUCUGAACAGCUGCCAAAUGUAAUAGAACGGUACUCUCCCUUCUUGGAGGACAUUUCUGUAUCCACAAUAGGUGAUUGGGUAUGCAUGAGCGGUACCAAGAAAGAGGAGUUUAUUGAUAACUAAUCACUUCUUCAGUGUUAUAUCAGAAAACAGACAAUAACAUAAAAAGCACUAGUAAAGCAAAGGUAAGAACAAAAGUGUCUAAUCAUCAGACAUUAAGAACAGAUCAGCCUUAAUGGAGUUGUGUAAGAGGCUACAACUACACAUGACAUGAAACUUAAUGUACUCUUCAUUGUUGUAUUCAAAGAUUCAAGUCUAUGAUAAUAAAAUUUGUGUUGUCAC